AUGUGUCAGGAUGAGAUUGCGUCUAACGGUUGGACCAGCGUUCGCAGGCAUGCUGGGACUCUCUUCGGCGACCGACCAUCCACUGUUGAACCAUUGCCCCUUUCCAUCACUGAGCUGGGAUUUCCAUCCAGCGAUGGCGUAGUGGCAAAGACGAUUAAUUAUGCCAAGGCAACUCUUCAUCCCCAAACUUUCAAUCAUUCUAUGAGAGUGUACUACUUUGGAAUGGCCAUCACCAAGCAAUAUUUUCCCAAGCAAGCGGCUGAGCUUAACCCUGUUACCUGGGCUCUUACUUGUCUACUGCACGAUCUUGGAACUGCGGAGGAAUUUUUGACCGCUACUAGAAUGUCUUUUGAUAUCUAUGGUGGCAUCAAAGCUCUUCAGGUCCUCAAGGAUUUUGGAGCCCCUACGGAUCAGGCAGAGGCUGUCUCAGAAGCCAUUAUUCGACAUGAGGAUACGGGAGUUGAUGGAGAGAUUGCGUAUCUCGGCCAGCUGAUUCAGCUCGCCACACUAUACGAUAACACAGGCAUCCACCCACAUGUCAAGAACUUUGGAAAGUUGUUGCAUCAUACAACUAUCGCUCAGAUCAAUGAAGCCCACCCCCGACUAAAGUGGUCCAAGUUUUUCUCUGAGAUCAUUCGCAAGGAAAUGACCAUUAAACCGUGGUGUCAUUCAACACACGUCGUUAACUUUGACAAUGAAAUUGAAGCUAAUCAGCUCAUGAAGGAAUGGGACUUUUGA
This is a messenger RNA of Trichoderma virens Gv29-8, 738 nucleotides long. RefSeq lists its product as uncharacterized. Bases 1 to 738 code for a protein of 245 amino acids. Lineage: Eukaryota; Fungi; Ascomycota; Sordariomycetes; Hypocreales; Hypocreaceae. The record is from RefSeq and is a predicted model, not a curated record. The transcript has 2 exons.